AUGGGUAGAACAGGAAUUAACAAAAAUAAAAUUCAACCAACGAAUUCAAUCAAUAAUGUAUCAGCAUAUCCAAUAUCCUCACGCUUUAGAACAAAUCUAACAGGAAAAUAUCAUCAUAUCUUUAAACCUGAGAGACACUUUCUUAAAAAGGAUAAUAUGAAUUUUAAUAAAGAUCAAGAAUCUAACGAUGAUCAAGCUCGAAUUCAUAACAAAAACAACGAUAUUAUGGUUUCUCUUGCAGCAAUUCUAAAAAAACGCGAAAAUCAAACUUCCAAAUCAGUUGACAGGGAAUUCGAAAUAAGCAGUAGUACGAUAAUUAGUACCCUUUCAUCUUACAUCGGUAAAGAUGAUGAUAUUUCAAAUAAAAUUGGUUCAGAGUAUAAACACAAAAUGGAUGAACAUGCUGAAGAUAGACUUAAUAAUUUAAGAAAACUUCAAUUGGGAUUUGAAAAAUAUCAAUUAGUAAAGACCAAUUUACUUGAAGAACUUGAUAAAAAUUAUUCAUACAUUUUACGAGUACAAAGGGAUUUUGAGAAAGACUUAAAGCAUAUGCGUGAACAUCAAACUGAAAUAACAAAUUUAUACGAGGAAAUUGAAAAAAAUUCGCAACAUCUCUGCAAAUGUAUGGAGAAUGCCGCAAAGGUAUUUAUAAUUUAA
Diversispora eburnea is the source of this 657-nucleotide messenger RNA. The record is from the annotation of a GenBank genome assembly. Lineage: Eukaryota; Fungi; Glomeromycota; Glomeromycetes; Diversisporales; Diversisporaceae.